Messenger RNA from Talaromyces atroroseus, 1080 nucleotides. RefSeq lists its product as hypothetical. Lineage: Eukaryota; Fungi; Ascomycota; Eurotiomycetes; Eurotiales; Trichocomaceae. Gene Ontology annotation, molecular function: hydrolase activity, acting on acid anhydrides, in phosphorus-containing anhydrides. The transcript is spliced from 3 exons. The record is from RefSeq and is a predicted model, not a curated record. Bases 1 to 1080 code for a protein of 359 amino acids. Gene Ontology annotation, cellular component: mitochondrion.
AUGUCGACAAAGCCCAGGCAGAAAAAGGAACUCGCAGUCCCCCGACCUAGCUCAAGGCAUGGCUAUGUCGUCCUCAUAUCACCCCAAAAUGAAGUCCUCCUACUCCACAGAGUGAAAACAUCGACCUCAUAUGCAUCCGCACAUGUUUUUCCAGGAGGCAACAUAUCGCCUUUACAUGAUGGGGAAUAUGCUUUUGACAAGGAAGACCCGCGACGACAUUACGAUGCACCCAACUACCGAAAUGCAGCUAUUCGCGAGCUUUUCGAAGAAAGUGGUAUUCUGCUUGCCAAAGACAAGCAGGAUAGCCUGUCAGGUCUCUUCCAUGUAAAUGAUGCAGAAAGGGAGCAGGGAAGGCGAGAUAUCCAUAGUAAUAAGAUAGGGUUUUCUGAAUGGCUUCGGAAACAGCAUGCCACGGCCGAGCCGGAUAUAGAUGGCCUGAUACCAUUCACACAUUGGAUAACCCCGACGAACUUACCAAAGAGAUUCACAACACAGAUGUACCUCUACUUCCUACCCAUCCCUACCAAGGAGCAUUCUGCACAGAAUACAGCAACUACAACAGCACAGGGACUGCCCAAAGAUGGCCGACAAGAAGUCCAAGUACCCACUUCUGAUGGCGGAAUAGAAAUUAACGAGGCCAGAUUUCUACCAGCGUCGACAUGGUUACAGAAAGCGCGUGCUGGCGAGAUUAUUCUCUAUCCGCCUCAAUAUCUAUUGCUUUCGAUUGUGUCGCAAUUUCUCGACCAGACCGCCCCUCACCAAGGCCCAAACUCGACCGUUGAAGAACUAAUAGAAGAAGAGGAGAAAGAACGACACAGCCGCAGAAAUAAUCUACUCCAAUUCAUUCUUACUGACAACCCGCCAUGGACAGACAAAUUCGUAUGUCCUAAGACAAUGAAGCUUCUUGACGACAAGAGGUCUGUUCUCGCAUUGGAUGAACCUGGCCCGGAGCUGCAUGGAUCAGGGAAGAAGGGAGUGUUUGAUCGGGUGAUUUUGGUUCGAUUUGACAAGGAUGGGCCCCAUGAUGUGGAUGUUUGUUGGAGAAAGGAUGUACUGGGGGACCUUAAGAGUGCUUUAUAG